Molecule: messenger RNA, 783 nt
Organism: Symbiodinium pilosum
Lineage: Eukaryota; Dinophyceae; Suessiales; Symbiodiniaceae
Source: the annotation of a GenBank genome assembly
AUGCCUUCGGACCCACAGGCUGCUCAAGCGUUCAAAGUGAAAUUGCAGAAGGAGACAGAGACCUCCCGCAGGCUGGCUUUGAAGGCUUUGGGUGGCCUGACUGAUGUGCCAGUUGGUUUAAAGAGUUUUCUGGAGCCGAUGGGCUAUGCCAAGCUGCUGGGCGCGCUCUGUUGUAACUGCACGGUUGUGGCAUACGUCUCGCCGGUGUUGCAACAUAUUCUUCAAGUUGAUGGCAUGCAGGAAUGCCCAGCAAAAACUUCCGCAGUUCGUGCCCUAGAGCCUUGGAUUCGGGCCUUGAAGCCACCUGAGACCAAUAUAAGUGAUGACGAGGCGGCUGGCGAGGAUGAGGAGAGAACAAUAUCCUGGAUCGUGGAUGCAGGUGCAGAGCCGCUCAACUUCUCAACGUCAUUAAUUCCGCCUUUCCGUGGCUACGCGAUUUUCCCUCGAAUGGCCUUGAUGAACCACAGCUGCCGACCCAGCUGCGGAAUCGAGUUUGACUUCUCAGGGCGAAUAUUUGUUCUACAGCAGCCUUAUGACCACAUCAAGCCAGGCGUUGAACUUACCAUCUCCUAUCUCGACUCGUCACUGAAUGCCGAGGAAGACCACAAAGCUAUGGGUACGACGCAGCGACGGAAUCAGCUGCUGCCGUAUGGAUUCAAUUGCGAUUGUGGCUUGCUCUGCAAACGGUUUGGAAGUAUUCAAGCACCAAGAACACAUGCGAAUCCUUCACGUAGAAUCAGCGACAGAAAACACAUUGUCCGUGCUUGGGAUUAUCAGCCGUGA